Ictalurus punctatus (channel catfish) is the source of this 6374-nucleotide messenger RNA. It is a transcript of the gene abhd8b, whose product is annotated as abhydrolase domain containing 8b. NCBI's taxonomy places the organism in Eukaryota, Metazoa, Chordata, Actinopteri, Siluriformes, Ictaluridae. The transcript is spliced from 5 exons. The coding region runs from base 2497 to 3873 and encodes 458 amino acids. The record is from RefSeq and is a predicted model, not a curated record. Gene Ontology annotation, molecular function: catalytic activity.
UUUUUUUAAAGAAAAUAUCAGAUAAGUAUCGGUUGAUACUCAAAGUUUCAGUAUCAGUAUUGGAAAAGUGGUAUUCUGUCGUCUAUUUCUAACAGUAUUUAAAAAGUGAUGGUGAUUACACUACCUUCAGUCCUCUGAUGGACAGCCAUAUUCGGAGCAACUAGAAAUACAUGCAUACAAGUUAAGGCACAUUUCACUACUGAGGAUCCAGGCCUGAGGUGAAACACCUGAGUCGGAGUGCAGGUGUGUAGUUUGGAGUCAAGGUGUUUAUGUGAUGCUGAGAGGUUUGAAUGUGAUUCUUGCCACUCGAAAAAUCCAAUGAGUGUUGGCAGUAGAGCUUACAUUUGAAGUCAGACCAGCAAGUAGAGCUACUGUGUAGUCAACACUGUAUGUAAAUAUAACUUGUAUGCAGAUUUGAACAGCUUGUUUAGUCAGUGGUUGAUGUCAUGUGGUCGUGAGAGUUAAGGACAUCAUCUAAAAUUACACAGAUUAUUAGCUGUGUUAGAUAGGGUGGGUGAGGAAGUAAGGGGGGGAGGGUGUGGUUGUCAUGGUUACAGAAGUGCACAGUUUAGUUUAUUCCUGGGGUUGUAAAGAUGAAUUUUCUAAAUCCAUUAUUAGUCACCUCGACCGUUUACAUUUAUUCAGUUAGCAGACUCUUUUAUCCAAAGCGACUUACAAAAUGAGGAAAUACUAACAAAGCGAUAUAUCAUAGAGGUGUAAGAGCUAGAGUAAGGUGUUUUAUUUUUUUUUAUUUUUUUUUUAUUGGUUCGUUACAUGUUCACAGAAGAGAUGGGUCUUUAGCUGUUUUUAGAAGAUAGUGACAUUCUGCGGUCCGGAUUGAGGUUGGAAGUUCAUUCCACCACUGAGAGACAGAUAGCGUGAAGGUUCUGGAAACAAUUAGGCAACAAACUCAUUGGGUAAAAGAGGCACUCCCAGAGAGCUGGAUUCAUGUGUUGUGGUCCAAUCAGGCCUAAAUGUUUUUCAGCCAUUCACACCUCUGGCAUGUUUAGAGAUAAAAAGAGAGAAAGAAAUGCAUACAAUGAAAAGAACCUGUCAGGAAGACUAGCAGAGUCAUUAAUGUCACUAAAUGCCAGAAUAUUUUAGUCAUAAACCUAAUUGAGUCUUCCAGGAGGUUAAGACUUGACAAUAGUUGGAUCUUUUAACAAGAUUAUAACCCCAAACAACACUGAAGUGGCUAGAUUUGAAGCAGUUCAUGUGCACAAAAUCAAGAAUAUGAAAGAGCCUGAAAUGUUCUGCAGGCGGGAGCGAUCAAAGAUUCAUAUACAAGUGUCUCUAAACCUGUUAAACACGCUCCGUGAUCACUCUGUACAGGAAAAGCUAUGUCAAGUAUUAAUUGUGGGGUAUGCCUAAUUUUGAAAUUAAACUAUUUAAGUAUUAUUAACUACUAUUAAUAAUAUAUUAUUAAGAAAUAUUAGCUAUUUAAACUUACACUUACCAAACACUUUAUUAGGAACACUAUACUAAUACUGGGUAAUGUAUCAGGCAUCAUACCCACAAUUCACCAUCUUCUAAUGGCUACUUCCAGCACGAUAAUGCACCACGUCACAAAGCAAACGUCAUCUCAAACUGGUUUCAUGAACAUGGCAGUGAGUUCAGUGUUCUUCAGUGGUCUUCCCAGUCACCGGAUCUGAAUCCAGUAGAUCACCUUUGGGAUGUGGGAGAGCGGGAGAUUCACAGCAUGAAAGUGCAGCUGAAAAAUCUGCAGGAAUUUCAACAUGGACCAGAAUCUCAAAGGAAAGUUUCCAACAUCUUGUGGAAUCCAUGCCAUGAAGAAUUGAGGCUGUUUUUAGAGCAAAGUGAAGCCCUACUGAGUAUUAGCAUAGUGUUCCUAAUAAAGUGCUCUGUUAGUGUAUGAAAUAUUUUACACAUUGUAUAAACACUGUAUAUAAGCUAACAUGCCUGAAUAUUGAUAAUAGUUAUCUUUUAAUGCUUAACCAUUAGUAAUUAGUUUUUGGCUAUAAAUAAGACCAUUCGAAGUGGUUACGUUUUGUUUAGUACAGGCGCUUGUGUACGUGACUGUUUCUUUUGUCUGUUUUGUUGUUUUUCAAAUCCCACUCUGCAGCGCCAACAGUAAAUUUGACCAGUCUGUUAAUCAACCAGCAGAGGGCGCUAUUGUUAUUGUAGAAUAAGAGAAGCGAGAAACUCCAUGCCUCUUGUUGUGGCAGCAGAUGGCCUGCAGGUGUAAUCCCUGUCUAAUCUGGAGAUUUACAAUCAGUAGCCCGAAAAGAAAUAAACAGACUUGGGCUAAAAGCGAGCAACAGACAGACAUGGUUUAAAAAAUUUCACACAGGGAAGAAAAGCACCUGUAAUUUUGCAACUUUCCACAGAACAACAUCAGGUUGGAUUACACUGUUGGAUUACCUGCAGCAGAUUAUCAACCAUGUUUUUCCACAACACACUUCAGCUGGAGGAAGAGCAGUUAUUACAACUUGUUUAUGCAUCGCUUUAGUUAUUUAUUAGCCACAGGUGAUCACUAUGCUGAGCGGCUUCAUAAAUGGAAUUCUCUGUUGUUUAUCGGGGAAGUCUGCAAACAUCGUGGUCCCUAUUAAAACAUCCGAGCCCGCAGACCAUUUCGAGUUUGUGGAGGUAAAGCCUGGCAGAGUGAUGCGUAUUUGUCAUAUUAGACCUCAGCGAGCUGUGAUAGAGGAACCAGACACAGGGGAGGUGGGUACUGUGAGCUGUAAGAGGAAAAUCACAGUGUAUCACAGCGGACAGUUGUUCAUUGAGAACACGAGUGAAGCGACUCACCCAGAGCUGGUGCGCUGCCAAAACGGCGAGAGUGCUGUGGAGGUGGAUGUUGUGGACAGUAACAACACAGCCUCGGGACAGGCUGUAGAGUCCAGUUUAGCAGUAGCACAUGAGAGGCCACAGCGUGUAUGGUGCAAGCCUAAGCGUACCGUGAUGAUCGACUGUGAACGCAAGAUUACCCGGUGCAAAGAGACACACCCUGACGUGGCACUGUUCUUCAUUCAUGGAGUAGGAGGCUCUUUGGAUAUAUGGGAGGGCCAGCUGGACUAUUUCUCUCAGCUCGGUUAUGAAGUGAUCGCACCAGACCUAGCUGGCCAUGGAGGCAGCUCUGCACCUCAAAUCACAGCUGCCUACACAUUUUACGCUCUUGCUGAUGACGUAAGAAUCAUAUUCAUGAGAUAUGCAAAACGGCGGAAUAUUCUCAUUGGGCAUUCAUAUGGUGUGUCUUUCUGCACCUUUCUGGCCCAUGAGUAUCCAGAACAAGUUCACAAAGUGGUGAUGAUUAAUGGUGGUGGGCCUACAGCCCUGGAACCCAGCCUCUGUUCAGUCUUCAAUCUGCCAACGUGUGUACUCCACUGGUUGUCGCCGUGCCUAUCAUGGAGCUUCCUCAUGGCUGGUUUUGCUCAUCAGGGCCCGAGGGAAAAGAAACUUCUGAAGGAGAAAAACGCCUUCAAUGUAUCAUCUUUUGUGCUGCGGUCGAUGAUGAAUGGGCAGUACUGGCCAGAGGGGGAUGAGGUGUACCAUGCUGAACUCACCGCACCAAUCCUCCUGGUACACGGCGUGUAUGACAGGUUUGUGUCAAUACAAGAGGACCAGCGCAUGGCAGAGAUACUACUUCUGGGCUUCCUGAAAGUCAUAGAAGAGGGAAGCCACAUGGUGAUGAUGGAGUGCCCUGAUACAGUCAAUACUUUGUUGCAUGAAUUUUUCCUUUGGCAGCCAGCCACUGCCUCCAAACCCAAACCAGAAACGACACUUCUACCAAACGCUAGCAAAACCAGCGCCUCCAAAGAAACAGCAAGGCUGACAGCUGCACCCAAGACGUCAACCCUACAGCAAGACUCAAUAAGGCUAAUAACUCACCCACAGACCACAAAAUGUGCAUAAUUACACAAUGGAAAUGGUCUAUUUAGACAGAUCUACUAGAUUUGUCAUUGUAAGAGAGCACAUCACAGCUAUUCAAUAGUGAGGCGAAAGGAUGUGAUAUUUUCUACGAUAUACAGUCGUGUGAAAAAAUAAGUACACCCCAUGGAAAUUAUUGGCUUUUUUUGACAUAUUUGGACGAGCAAACAUUUGAUCAUCAUUUGAAACAAUGCAUAUUAGUAAAGUUGAUAUACUUGAACAAAACCAGAAGGAAAAUGAGAUUUUUAAAUCAUUUAUUCAACAGAAAUAUCAAUAGAUUUGAUAUUCUUCUGUGGAAAAAGUAAGUACACGCUCGGCCUCAGAAGCCAGUAUUGCCCCCUUUAGCAGAAAUUACGUCUUGUAGGCGUGUUGCAUAAUUGUCCACCAGUCUCUGACAUCGGCUUGCUGGAAUUUUUGACCUCUUUUCAAAAUUCUUCAAGAUAACACCAGACACUAGAUAUGGAAGGGAUAUAAAUAAGACUGGUUCCACUUACACCACAAUCUUCAACACCUGAGUCUAAUUUGAUGGAUUUGAAGGUGUGAUAAAUGUCGGGGUGCACUUACUUUUUUCUUACUUUGUUCAUUUAAAUUGUGAAAAUUACUUCAAAAUGUCAAUUUCAUGUCAUUUGAUAGAGUGUAACACCUUCAUUAAUAGGCACUGCAUCAAAAAGGAUGUUUGUCCAAAAAAUGUUUGUCCAAAUUUAUCAAAAAAGCCAACUUAUUUUUUCACAUGGCUGUGUAUAUAUAGUUCUGAAAACUACAGACUUUCCUGAAUUGAAAUUAGUUUGAUUCACACGUAUCUAAAUGGUAAGUGGUCUGCACUUAUAUAGCACUUUUAUCCAAAGCGCUUUACAUUGUGUCUCAUUCACCCAUUCACACUCUCACACACACCAAUGGUAGCAGAGCUGCCAUGCAAGGCGCUUAACUUGCCAUCGGGAGUAACGUGGGGUUCCGUGUCUUGCCCAAGGACACUUCGGCAUGUGGAGUCAUGUGGGCCGGGAAUCAAACCGCCAACCCUACGAUUGAAGUAAUAAAACGAGACAUAUGAAAGUUUCAGUGGGGGAAAAAUUCAUCCAGAUCGCCAAAAUACGCAGAGGGUCAGCUUUGUGUCAGAAAGACAUGUCAAAACGAAACAUAUCAGAUUUUUCAAACGAUCCUCUUCUCUGUCGAGCGCCAAUGCUAAUGGCACACCUGCUAAUUAAAAAGCAGGUUCCAGUUGUUCCAGCAUGAGAGAGAGAGAUCAAUGAUCACCCAAGUAAAAGUGCAGAAAGGCAUUUUAAGACUUCUUGGAUUCAAGAGUUUGCAUGCUCAGGUGUGAUCAUUGCACAGAAAAUGCUUUGUGACUUUUAUCCAAAGAGAGCAGAGAAAUAGCAGGAAACACAGAUUUCAUUACCAAAAUGAACCAUUUCAGGAAAGAGACUGUGAGAAAACAGGGUGAUAGUCGAAAACAUAAAAAGCUUGUGACUAUGUCAUCACAGACUGCUCCACAAAAGACACCACUAUAAGUGAACGUAGAUGAAAAUGCUGACGCUGUAAAAGGAGGCCAGACGUAUACAUACGACAGGAUGACUGAAAGUAAGUGUUUUAAAACAUUUUAAAUGUAGGUUCAUUCUUAUGUGGCAAUCGGUGCCUGUUUUUUUUUUUUUUUUUUUUUUUUUUUUUUUUUUUUAAUUAUUUAAUAGGUUUUUUGUUUGGAGUAGAGAUCGGCCGAUAAUCGGCUUUACCGAUAUUUCCCCCCGAUAUUUAAACAUUUUCCCAUAAUCGGAUAUCGGUUUCAUAAUAUCGGAUCCAAUAAAUGGUGUUUUGAGAAUUGCGCGCAGGACCCGAGGAGAGACGAGUAAAUGACGGUGUGCACAGGCAAAGUAUACUUGCUUUGCUUUAAUUAAUAAACUUUAUUUAACAUAACUGCCCUUAAUGAACAAAUGCGAUGUGUUACAUAAACGCGUGAUAUGUGGUUUAAGCAGCUUGGCCCUAAGAAUUAGAAACGAACUCACAGAGUCAUCGAAGCUUUUAUUUUAAAAAAGACACUUUAGUAACAUCCAUCCAUCCAUCCAUCUUCUACCGCUUUAUCCUUUUCAGGGUCACGGGGAACCUGGAGCCUAUCCCAGGGAGCAUCGAGCACAAGGCGGGGUACACCCUGGACAGUGUGCCAAUCCAUCGCAGGGCACAAUCACACACACAUUCACACACUUAUUCAUACACUACGGACACUUUAGACAUGCCAAUCAGCCUACCAUGCAUGUCUUUGGACUGGGGGAGGAAACCGGAGUACCCGGAGGAAUAUUAUUGUAUUCCUUAUUAUAUCUUAUUGUAGAAAUAAGAGUUGUUUUGUGUUGUUUUGUAUGCAAGGAGGAAGUGAAAUUGACAACAUUGUGAUAAAUAAAACAGUUUGUUCAGUUCAGUGUUGUUAUCAUUGUGUCAAAAACAGAAAUAAAACAAUAAAUAAAUAUUGGUUCUACAUAUCGUAUCAGUCAUAAAAAAAUCAA